Drosophila guanche is the source of this 2141-nucleotide messenger RNA. RefSeq names its product heparan sulfate 2-O-sulfotransferase pipe-like. The record is from RefSeq and is a predicted model, not a curated record. The transcript has 5 exons. Gene Ontology annotation, cellular component: membrane. Bases 270 to 2042 code for a protein of 590 amino acids. Gene Ontology annotation, molecular function: sulfotransferase activity. Lineage: Eukaryota; Metazoa; Arthropoda; Insecta; Diptera; Drosophilidae.
ACUCAAAGUUGGCCAAAAAGGCGGCCAAGUGCCCCAAGGAACACUCAGUCAAGCCGCGAACGUUGUGAGCUCCAGACGUCUGUGUCUCUCGUUGCUCUUCAAACACUUGGAGCCGCAUGCCCCAAAAUUGAAUAUAUUUACCACUAAAGUGAAGUGCUGUCCGAAAGUUCUCAGACAAACAUAAUCCAUAGAGAAAGAAUCUUGGAAGAUCAUCCGUGAUCUGACUAACGCGUGUGUGUCUAUCCCUUUGCGAGUGUAUUCCGAGUUGAAUGUCUCUGGGCGCCGAUCGUUCGUACAAAAUGAAGCUGCGCGAUGUGGAAAAUGCCUUCAAAUAUCGCCGUAUACCGUAUCCCAAGCGAUCCGUGGAGCUGAUUGCCCUGCUAGCCAUAUCGUGCACCUUCUUCCUAUUCAUGCACACCAACAAGCUGAACAGCCGUCUCAAGGAGAUGGAGGUGAAGCUGCAGCCCUCCGAGUUCUCCGCCCUCGGCCUGACCGGCAAUCACGUCAGCGGUCACGAUGCGGGCAAACACGAUGAUAUCAAUACGCUGCAUGGCACCUAUCAAUAUCUGAAAAGCACUGGCCAGCUGGCAUCGCUCAGCAGCAAAAGGCUAAACAACACGCGGCACGCAGGACUCGAGGUGGUCUUCUUCAAUCGCGGCGCCAAGGUGGGCAGUGAGGCCCUCAUGCAGCUCACCCAGACAAUGGCACCGCUCAACAAUAUGACCGUAGUGACCAAAGGACCAUUGAAUAUUAAUUCCCGCACCCGUGCGCCCAGAGAACGAGUGAUUCAGGCAGUUUGGGUGGCAGAUCUAGAGCCUGGAACCAUCUACAUUGAACACUGCAAUUGGCUGGACUUUCGCAGAUACGAACUGCCAGAGCCCAUCUACAUUAAUCUGGUGCGUGAUCCCGUGGAGCGAAUGAUCAGCUGGUUCUACUACGUACGCAGCGGCUACCGCAAUGCCAUUGUCCACAGACGCUUUCCCAACACGACCAUGAAGUCGGAAAAGUGGUUCAAGAAGAGCUACAACGAGUGCGUUCGCAGCGGUGAUCCCGAGUGUCAAUAUGUGCCUGGGAGUGUUAAGGAUACGGAUGGGAAUUAUAAGCGACAAUCUCUGUUCUACUGCGGCCACAAUCGCGAGUGUCUGCCCUUUGACUCCCCACACGCCAUUCAGCUGGCCAAGAGGAAUGUGGAACGGGAUUAUGCAGUGGUGGGCAGCUGGGAGGACACGAACAUAACACUGGCCGUGCUCGAGGCAUACAUCCCAAGAUUCUUCAGGGGCGCCAGACAUGUCUUUGACUGUAGGUUUGCGUUUUUGCUUGAACACUUUUGGGCGAGGAACCUCCUGGGGGACGACUACCUUAGUUUAGUCUACACAACAACAAGAACAAACUCUGUGUCUCAUCCAGCCCAUAAAUCCUUGUGCUUGUGUCUGUCUUUAAUUUGGAGCCGAGUACUGACCCCCAAACAACCUUCCCAGCUGCGACGUGUGAGGCAAAUGUAUCUGAACAAUACACGAUUUGCCGGCUUUGAGGUGAUCGUGUUCAAUCGCCCCACGCGAGUGUGCACAGAGCAAAUGAUGCCGCUGAUACGACAGCUGUCCAGCAUGAAUGACAUGAAUGUGGUGCUGAAUGGACCAGUGAGAACGAUGAAUCGAACCCGCACCGAGCGGCAACAGAAGACAGAAAUUGUUUGGACAAGCGACCUGGAGCGGGGAACGCUCUACAUGGCUCACUCGAAUUGGCUGGACUUUAGUUCGUUUGGCUACAAAAAGCCCAUCUACAUAUCGAUGGUGCGGGAUCCCAUAGAUCGUAUGGUGCACGACUAUUACAAGCGCCGGUCGAGGGUCAAGCGUCAGAUCCGACGGCGCAUGUUUCCAGGACAUCCGGAGAGACCCGCUGAAUGGUAUCUGCAGAGCUUCAAUCAGUGCGUACGAAACGGCAGUCCCGAGUGUCGGUUUGUCCAGCACUCGGUCGCGGAUCAUGUGCAGGAUUUUAAGCGGCAGUCCCUCUUCUUUUGCGGCAAUCAUCUGGAUUGUUUGUGAGUAGUAGGAGGUGUAGGGGAAUGAUCAACUGAAGUCUGUCCAUGUUUCUGUCCCAUCUGUAGACCCUUCAACUCGCCCCAUGCCGUGCAAGAGGCUAAA